Molecule: messenger RNA, 2021 nt
Organism: Thamnophis elegans (Western terrestrial garter snake)
Lineage: Eukaryota; Metazoa; Chordata; Lepidosauria; Squamata; Natricidae
Gene: SAG
Product: S-antigen visual arrestin
Exons: 15
Coding region: 239-1486 (415 amino acids)
Biological process (GO): G protein-coupled receptor internalization; signal transduction
Cellular component (GO): photoreceptor inner segment; photoreceptor outer segment
Molecular function (GO): G protein-coupled receptor binding
Source: RefSeq, a predicted model, not a curated record
AAUGGGCAACUUCCUAAAUAGGUUAUUGUAUGAUUCCUCAGAUAAUAUUAUUUAAAACAUUGAAAAACUUUUCAACCAAAAAGAAAAGAAAAAAAGGAAAAUAUUAUUUAAAAUGUUUACAUUCACAUCCAUUGUUUGUUUGUAGAUCUUACAGUUUGACUAUUCAUUCCCUGGUCCUGGUCUAAAAAUUUAUUGAGGUAGGACCAUUUGAUCCUUACCAGGUAAUAUAAAUCAAAAGAUGAGCUGCACUGAUGCUUCAAGGCAUCACUCAAUCUCUGACAUCAGUGUGAAAUACGUCAGAACCACUAAAAGGCAUGUUAUCUACAGGAAGGUAUCACAUGACAAAGCUGUUACAAUCUACUUAGGAAAGCGAGAUUUCAUUGAUCAUGUGGAAUCUGUGGAAUCCGUAGAUGGAGUUGUAUUGGUGGAUCCUGAUAUUGUGAAGGAAAAAAAAGUAUAUGUGACACUCACGUGUGCAUUUCGAUAUGGACAAGAAGAUAUUGAUAUUAUAGGCCUGACUUUUAGAAAGGAUCUGUACUUUCACAGAGUUCAGAUUUAUCCAUCACUAGACAAAUCAGGACCCCUCACUACGUUGCAGGAAAGCCUGAUAAAUAAACUGGGGAAAAAUGCAUACCCCUUUGUGUUAACUUUCCCAGAUUAUCUGCCUUGCUCAGUGUGUCUGCAGCCAGCUCCCCAUGAAGUUGAAAAGUGCUGCGGAGUGGACUUUGAGGUCAAAGCUUUUUCUACAGACGAUCCAGAAGAAAGGAUUCUCAAGAAACAUUCUGUGCGCCUGCUUAUACGCAAAAUCCAAUAUGCUCCAGAAGUAGCAGGACCUCAGCCUCAUGCAGAAACCACCUGGCAGUUUUUCCUAUCCAAGAAGCCAUUGCACUUGAAAGCUUGCGUCAGUAAAGAGGUGUUUUAUCAUGGUGAACCAAUCCCUGUUACAGUGACAGUGAUAAAUAAUACAGAAAAAACGGUGAAGAAGAUCACUGUGUCAGUAGAACAAAUUGCUAAUGUGAUAUUAUACUCCAGUGACUUCUAUACGAAGACAGUGGCUCUUGAAGAAUCAGAAGAAAAGGUCCAACCAAACAGCAAGCUUACAAAGAUAAUAACUGUUCUUCCUUUGCUGGCAAACAAUCGAGUGAAGAAAGGCAUAGCACUAGAUGGGAAACUAAAGGAUGAAGACACUAACCUGGCUUCUACUACUAUUAUAAAAGAUGGAAUGGACCGGACAGUUCUAGGAAUCCUGGUUGCUUACAAGAUCAAGGUGAAGCUUACUGUCUCAGGCCUGCUGGGAGAUUUCACUUCCAGUGAUGUGAGCAUGGAGUUGCCCUUCCGUCUGAUGCACCCCAUGCAAGACAAGACCAAUAUAGCAGAAAAGGAAAGUGGCCAAGAUGACCUGGUGUUUGAGGAGUUUGCUCGGCAGCAACUGAAAGAUGAAGCUUCUGUAGAAGAAAGCAAAAUGGAGUAUCCAAAUACUGAAUGAAAGAGGGAGAAGGGACAAAUUUAGCAGAGGCCAUAACUUUUGUAUUUGUUAAGAAACAGAAUAGUUAAAUUGAGUUGAUGUGUGGUUCUUGUCUUUUUACUUAAGCUUCUUGCCUCACUAUAAAUGUAGAAGUACAGACUAGUUAUUAGCAGUUGAAUCCAUCCAAUUAAGGAGACCCUGCCACUUCUCCAAACGGGUGUUCCACUGUCAAACUGUUCUUACUAUUUUUCUAAUGUUCACUUUGAAAAGAGCAAUUAUUUUCCCCUCUCAAUCAUUCUUUUUUCUCAAGGUUAAACAUAUCCAGCUUCUCUGAUUUAUGUUCAUAGGAUCUAAUUUCUAGUUAUUUGAUCAUCUUUGUUGCUCUUCUCUGAGUAUGCUCCGAUAUCUCUGAACAUAACAUUAUAAUCUAUGUGGGUCUGAAAAAGCCUAAUAAAGUGGCACAAUUAAUUGUCUUGAUUUGGAAGUUAUAUUUUUGUAGCUCAGCUUAUUAAUUGUAUUUGCUGUUUUGCAAUAAAACUAUAUAUGUUGGAUUAUA